UGUAACAUCUGCGGAAAACUGAUUGUGCGGGAUUUCAGUCGCCACAUUCGUAUACAUGACGAAACAGGAAGGUUCCAAUGUAUAUUCCCAUCCGGAUAUUGCAAGCACAAGUCGAGAAAAUUCAAUCGGCCUUACGACUACAAAAAGCAUUUGCUAAACAUCCAUUUUACAUUUGAUGAUCCAGCAGCGAAAGCGGCACCAAACUUGACAGAGAAACUCCAUUUUCGUGGACAAUGCAAUGCUUGUGGAGAGCGAUUUAUGGCCAAUGAGUGGUUAGAGACGCAUAUUCUCACGACAGACUUAGCGAUGAAAUGC
Molecule: messenger RNA, 315 nt
Organism: Metschnikowia bicuspidata var. bicuspidata NRRL YB-4993
Lineage: Eukaryota; Fungi; Ascomycota; Pichiomycetes; Serinales; Metschnikowiaceae
Exons: 1
Source: RefSeq, a predicted model, not a curated record